Messenger RNA from Plectropomus leopardus (leopard coralgrouper), 5542 nucleotides. It is a transcript of the gene slc12a2, whose product is annotated as solute carrier family 12 member 2. The record is from RefSeq and is a predicted model, not a curated record. Gene Ontology annotation, cellular component: apical plasma membrane. Gene Ontology annotation, biological process: sodium ion homeostasis; sodium ion transmembrane transport; ammonium transmembrane transport. Lineage: Eukaryota; Metazoa; Chordata; Actinopteri; Perciformes; Serranidae. Gene Ontology annotation, molecular function: sodium:potassium:chloride symporter activity; ammonium channel activity.
GGAUUAUAGGAGAAGCUGCGACGAGGUCGACAACAGCAUCCUGCCCCGAACAGCACGCAGCACGCAGGCGGGCGGAGUUUGGUCCGGUGGCCGAGCGAGUCAGAGUAACCGAGGCUAUUUCGGAUUCACUGUCGCCGAAGAGGAAGGAGGAGAGAGGUUGAACGGUUCAAGUUUGUAGCCUCAUGUUCCGAAGCAGCUAACGAGCUAUCCGUCACUACUGCCGCUCAACGUCUGCUGUGCGCCUCCGAGCCGAGCGGCAAGCAGCGUGUUCCUGCUGGAAAUACGAAUACAGCCGUGUGUUUCUUCCGGGGAUUCUUCACUUCCCCCACCGAGUCUGUGGGUUAAAACUUAAUUUUUCUACCGUGUUUUCUCGUUCAUCGUUGUUUUUGUGCCAUGUCAGCGCCGUCCUCUACAGCCUCCGCUCCGGCAGACAGCGCCGCGACAGAAUAUGACUUUCUCGCCCCGGAUGCGGGGCUGAGGCCGCCCGGUCCGACGCCCAGCCAGAGCCGCUUCCAGGUGGACCUUGUGGCUGAGGCAGCGGCCGCCACCGAAGAUAAAUCCCCAAGUUCGGACGCCUCCACCACUGUCCCAUCCAGCGAUAAGGCCACUCCCAGCGGUCCUUCGGAGGCUCCGGCUGCUGAGCCUGGUGCCGGCGGAGAGGAAGCCAAAGGCCGGUUUCGGGUGGUGAACUUCGCGGAUCCGAGCGGAUCGGGGAGCGCGGCCUCUCCAGAGGCAGCGCCGGCUGAUGGGUUGCAGAACGGGGACACGGUGAUGAGCGAGACCAGCUUGCACUCAUCUACAGGGGGCCAGCAUCAUUAUCACUAUGACACACACACCAACACCUAUUAUCUGAGGACUUUUGGCCACAACACCAUCGAUGCCGUGCCCAACAUCGAUUUUUAUCGGCAGACCGCGGCGCCGCUGGGGGAGAAACUCACCCGACCCACCCUGUCGGAGCUGCACGACGAGCUAGACAAGGAGCCAUUUGAGGAUGGGUUUGCUAAUGGUGAUGAGCUGACCCCGGCUGAGGAGGCUGCUGCCAAAGAAGCAGCUGACUCCAAAGGGGUGGUCAAGUUUGGCUGGAUUAAGGGGGUGCUGGUCCGUUGCAUGUUGAACAUUUGGGGUGUGAUGCUCUUCAUCCGCAUGUCAUGGAUCGUGGGUCAGGCUGGAAUUGCUCUCUCCUGUUUGAUUGUCCUCAUGGCUACCGUAGUGACAACCAUCACUGGCCUCUCCACCUCUGCCAUUGCUACCAAUGGAUUUGUUCGAGGAGGUGGAGCAUAUUACCUGAUUUCGAGAAGUCUGGGCCCAGAGUUUGGAGGUUCUAUUGGUCUCAUCUUUGCCUUUGCCAAUGCAGUGGCUGUAGCCAUGUAUGUGGUGGGCUUUGCUGAAACUGUUGUGGAGCUUCUUGCUGGAGUGGAUGCCAUUAUGACAGAUGAAAUCAACGAUAUCCGUAUCAUCGGGACCAUCACAGUCAUUCUUCUCCUGGGCAUCUCUGUGGCAGGAAUGGAAUGGGAGGCCAAGGCCCAGAUAUUCCUGCUGGUUGUCCUCAUCACAGCCAUCAUCAACUACUUCAUUGGCACCUUCAUUCCUGUCCAGUCAAAGGAAUCUGCGGGCUUCUUCGGAUAUGACGGUGCAAUCAUGUGGGAAAACAUGGGUCCUGACUUCAGAGAAGAGACCUUCUUCUCUGUCUUUGCCAUCUUCUUCCCUGCAGCCACUGGUAUUCUGGCUGGAGCCAACAUUUCAGGAGACCUUGCUGACCCACAGCUCGCCAUCCCCAGAGGAACCCUUCUGGCCAUCUUGAUCACAGGGAUUGUGUACUUGGGUGUUGCUGUGUCAACAGGCUCCUGCAUUGUGAGAGAUGCCACUGGGAAUGUUAAUGACACCGUCAGCUCUCAGUUCAUGAACUGCACUGAUGCUUCCUGCAAGUUUGGCUAUGACUUCUCAUCAUGUAAGAGUGAAAAAGGCAGCUGCCAAUAUGGACUCCAGAAUGACUUCCAGGUGAUGAGCCUGGUUUCUGGUUUUGGGCCCAUCAUCACUGCUGGGAUCUUCUCUGCCACCCUGUCCUCAGCUUUGGCCUCUUUAGUCAGUGCACCCAAAGUUUUCCAGGCUUUAUGUAAGGACAACAUUUACCCCGGCCUGGGUAUGUUCGCCAAAGGCUACGGCAAGAACAACGAGCCCCUCCGAGGCUACAUCCUGACCUUCGGUAUUGCUCUGGCCUUCAUCCUCAUAGCUCAGCUGAACGUCAUUGCCCCUAUCAUCUCCAACUUUUUCUUGGCAUCAUAUGCCUUGAUCAACUUUUCGGUGUUCCAUGCCUCACUGGCUAACUCACCAGGAUGGCGCCCCAGCUUCAAAUACUACAACAUGUGGGUUUCUCUGGCUGGAGCUGUGCUGUGCUGCGUGGUGAUGUUUGUCAUCAACUGGUGGGCUGCUCUCCUCACAAACGUCAUUGUUCUGGGUCUUUUUAUCUAUGUCAGCUACAAGAAGCCAGAUGUGAACUGGGGCUCAUCAACCCAGGCUCUGACCUACCACCAGGCCCUGACCCACACUCUGCACCUCAGCGGCGUGGAAGACCACAUCAAGAACUUCAGACCCCAGUGUUUGGUGAUGACUGGUUACCCAAACUCUCGUCCUGCUCUUCUCGAUCUAGUCCACAGCUUCACUAAGAAUGUAGGUCUGAUGAUCUGUGGACAUGUUCGCACAGGCUACAGGAGGCCGAACUUUAAAGAUCUGGCCACAGAUCAGGCCCGGUACCAGCGCUGGCUACUGAAGAAUGAGACCAAGGCCUUCUACACACCGGUGUUCGCUGAGGAUAUGAGGCAGGGGACACAGUACCUGCUCCAGGCUGCUGGGCUGGGUCGCCUCAAGCCAAACACCCUGGUGCUGGGCUUCAAGAAUGACUGGAGAGACGGCGACAUGAUGAAUGUGGAGACUUACAUCAGUAUGAUCCACGAUGCCUUUGACUUCCAGUACGGUGCUGUUAUUCUGCGACUGAAAGAAGGACUGGAUGUAUCCCAUAUCCAAGGACAAGAUGAGUUGCUGUCCUCCCAGGAGAAGUCCUCAGGGACAAAAGAUGUGAUUGUGUCCAUAGACACCAGCAAAGACUCUGACGCAGAUUCAUCCAAGCCGUCCUCCAAGGCCACCAGCCUUCAAAACAGUCCGGCUAUCCAGAAAGAUGACGAUGAUGAUGGCAAAGCACCAACUCAGCCCCUGUUGAAAAAAGACAAGAAGAGCCCAAUUGUCCCACUGAAUGUGUGUGACCAGAGGCUGCUGGAGGCCAGCCAGCAGUUCCAGAAAAAACAGGGGAAGGGCACAGUUGACGUCUGGUGGCUGUUCGAUGAUGGAGGUCUUACCCUGCUCAUCCCCUACCUGCUGACCAAUAAGAAGAGGUGGAAGGACUGCAAGAUCCGCGUCUUCAUUGGAGGCAAGAUCAACAGGAUUGAUCAUGACCGCCGGGCGAUGGCUACUUUGCUGAGCAAGUUCAGGAUAGACUUCUCGGACAUCACCGUGCUAGGAGACAUAAACACCAAGCCCAAGAAGGAGCACGUGGCGGCCUUUGAGGAGAUAAUCGAGCCAUAUCGGCUGAAGGAAGAUGACAUGGAACAGGAAGCAGCUGAGAGACUGAAGAACAGCGAACCCUGGAGGAUCACUGACAACGAGCUGGAACUGUACCGCGCCAAGACUAAUCGUCAGAUCAGACUCAACGAGCUGCUGAAGGAGCACUCAAGCACAGCCAACCUCAUUGUCAUAAGCCUGCCAUUGGCCAGGAAGGGUGCGGUGUCCAGCGCUCUGUACAUGGCCUGGCUGGAGGUGUUGUCUAGGGAUCUGCCUCCCAUCCUCCUGGUGCGUGGCAACCACCAGAGUGUCCUCACCUUCUACUCUUAAAUACACAAGGAGAACACAAUUCAAGUUUUUUAAGUCUCACAUUCACUUCUGUCUGCGGGAGCAGACCCACAUACAUAUGCCAGUUCCAGUCUAAACCUAAAGGUGCACCACAUACUCUUCAGAGACUCCAGCUAGAAAACUCAGCCAUUGAUGGAAACAAUGCUUGGAACAUGAAUGUAGAUGAAGGAAGUGAUAUUGGUGGAGAUGUGUUAAAAGCCCUACAAGUGAUGGAGGUAUGUCAGGGUUGGGAUGGGGGUGUUUGUAAGGUUGCCCACUCUGCUCCUUUCUUUCUAUUUAUUCUAAGAUGUCUGAGAUUUUCUCUUGUAGCUCUAGUUUCUUCUAAUAUACUCAUUACAUUUUCAUUUUUGUCAGAGUUGAUUUCUCUCAGGCUCCAAAGCAGUCAUGUACAAUGUUCCAGUUGUUUUCAUGAUAUGAAAUAUCUUGAUGUCAUACCUUUUGAGUUAAUUGGAUCAGUUGUUUGUGAUGCAGCAAUAAUCACCUUAUUGUUUUCCUUAAAUAUUGGGAGAGAACCAUGCAGAAUGCUUUGCAACACCUUCUAAAGCCUUAUGGAUGUGCCUUCCAGUUGAAUCUGAUAUAACAAAAAAAAAUCUCUAUCCAGAUUGAUAAUAUUACUUAUUAUAUUAGUGGAUAAUAGUUAGUUUUACUGAGUUUUAAAUGUUAUUCCUUCAUAGUUGGAGCAUUUUAUUUAUGCGAGUGGAUUGCAUGAAUUAGUGAAGGGUGUCCACUUGAUUGCAUGAAGACUUUCUCUGUCAUUUUUCUUUCUCUUUCACCCUAAUCAACAUGUUUAUUUUAGGCCAUAGCAUUUUUUUUUAAUUCACUUUUGAGUCUUCCUUUUUAAAGCUGUUGAAUAUUUACAAUAGCCUCAGCUACUCGACACAAGACACAGUUUGUCUUUUAGGCACAGCCUGAAAAUGUUUAUCUGGGUCUUGAAUAUAAGAUCUUGUUUGUCAGAAAAGAUGUGAACCUAGUUUUCCACUAGCCUCGUCAGGUGGAAAGACUAUCUCGUGUAGCUGCUGAGUGACUGAAUGAAGUCUUUCUUUCAACAAAUUUUGUGUUUCUGUGUCCACAUGUAUGGUUCUUCCCCUGAAAAGAAACUGCUGUACCCAACAAGCUAGCUAAAACCUUGCCUUAAUGCUAGAACCAACGAUUGUCAUGAGUCCCUUUUCUCUUAUAAGCCAUACUGGCUGCACAGUUUGUGGGUAAAUGCAGAUAGCGAUCCAUUGGCCACGUUAUGUGAAUUGAACACCAGUAUCAUUUUUUACUGUCUCCACAUUUUGAUUUUCUUCUCAUAGUCCAUCUGCAUUAGUCUGUUGCACUGCUUACUGUAGGCCUGCUUGUUGGUGGUGAAGUGUUCAAUCAACCGAAAGUGAAGUUAGUGCCACAGUAGAGUUGAGUUUUGCACUCCUGCACGCCUGUCUGGCUGCUCGUUUGCUAUCUGAGUGUCUGAUGGACUGCUGGUCUCCCAUUCUGACAAAGCCAAGAUGGGCAGAGAGGAUGAAUGACAUGCAAGCUUCACACUGCAAGACUUGCUGACAGGAAGAAUGUGACAUUAGAAUGUUCCAAGGCUGAAGAAAUACCUCUAUGCAUAUGAGCUUGUGUUGCUUAAGUACUUGUAAUAAAAGUCCAUGUCCAUGUCAAA